AUGUAUUGUUCUCUUUCUUUCUUUCUUUCUUUCUUUCUUUCUUUCUAUUCAUUCUUUCUUUUCAUCUAUUCUUUCUCUAUCCAUCAUUACAUUUCUUCCUUUUUUCUUUCUUUCUUCCUUUAUUUUAUUUCAUUCUCUCCGUUGUUCUUUUUUCACUCUUUCUUUACUAAAUUGCCUUUAUUUUCUUUCUUUCUUUCUUUCUUUCUUUCUUUCUUUCUUUCUUUCCGUUGUUCUUUUUCUUUCUUUUUUACUGAAUUUUCUUUUCUUUUCUUUCUUUCUUUCUUUCUUUCUUUCUUUCUUUCCGUUGUUCUUUUUCUUUCUUUUUUCUUUUCUUUUCUUUUUUUGAAUUUUCUUUCUUUCUUUCUUUCUUUCUUUCUUUCUUUCUUUCUUUCCGUUGUUCUUUUUCUUUCUUUUUUACUGAAUUUUCUUUUCUUUUCUUUCUUUCUUUCUUUCUUUCUUUCUUUCUUUCCGUUGUUCUUUUUCUUUCUUUUUUACUGA
Molecule: messenger RNA, 498 nt
Organism: Acanthosepion pharaonis
Lineage: Eukaryota; Metazoa; Mollusca; Cephalopoda; Sepiida; Sepiidae
Source: the annotation of a GenBank genome assembly